This is a messenger RNA of Effrenium voratum, 1350 nucleotides long. The record is from the annotation of a GenBank genome assembly. NCBI's taxonomy places the organism in Eukaryota, Dinophyceae, Suessiales, Symbiodiniaceae.
UUCCACACAGGGCCUUUUGGCCGUUUUCUUUCAGCGCCGGGCCGCGAUCGCGGCCGCUGUAUGACGCGAUGGCAAGACAGGCCGCACUAGCCGCCUGCUUGGUGCUGCUCGGGCUGAAGUGCUGGUCCUUCGCCAGCUGGCAGCUUCUGAGACCAGUGCUCUGCAACCGAGGCGACGCCAGAUUGCGCGCGGCAGACGAGAAAGGCGAUGCCACGCCGGCGGUGUGGAGCCCGGGCCCAGCCAAGCUGGCCACCCGCCCCGCCAAGCGCGCCAUGAAGCAUCUGCAGUACGACCCCUUGCUGGUGCUCUUUGACCAGACAGUGAAGGAGGAGUUCAAGCAUCUCUCCUCCCAGAGGGCGAAAAGCGAAGCACGCGCCCGCAGUAGUCCGCCCGGCGCCAUCGGCGAAGCCUUCGGCCUGGCGACGCUGCGCAACCGGAUCUCCGAGAUCAAGCGGAAAGAGAGGUUAAAGACCGCCUCGGAGCUGAUGUACCUCAUGGUCGCCAGUAUGUUCAAGUACCUGGAGGUGCCAUUCAUCCCUGCGCUGAAAUCCGGCGGCCUUGUCAGGUUAGACAUGGAUGGCGAACAGCUGCGGGGCUUGACGGAGAUUUAUUCCAUGGAGGCGUUAGAGCUGGUCCGGGACCACCUCUUCAACAUCGUGAAAGAGGAGGCCCGAACUCCGGCGCCGGCCUUGCGCAUCGCGCUGUACCAAGCGGGCCAGGUCUAUGCAAUGUCUGCGCUCUUCGGGUACUAUCUGCGGCGAGCCGAUGUGAGAUACCAGCUCGACAAGUUGGUGUCCUAUGAUGUACAGGAGGAGCCAGACCCAGACGAGUCGGGGCGGAAGCGGCACCGGCGCCCGGUGCCGCGGUGGAUGGAGCUCGCGUGGGCGCAGAGUGAGACUCGUGGCGACAUGUCCCUGAAGGACUACAUCCAGAACUUCGGCCCGGAGGAGCUGCGACAGAUCAGGAGCCUGGCCUCUGCAGAAGCCCAGGCGGUGAUGGAGUUGCAGGUCUCUGGUCUUUUCGGGAACCUGCGGGUCCUGAAGAGUCGAUUGCUGGAAGCCCUCGAGGGGGCGGAGAACGAGCAGGAGGCCACAGAGAGGCUACAGCAGGCGCUGGCGGAGGGCAAAGUGAAGUCGAUUUCCAUCAGCUACGACAACCUGCGGCGCCUCAUUCUGGAGGCUGUGGCCUUUGGGUCUGCCCUCUUCGAUGCAGAGCGCGAAGUGGAUAGCUUCUACGAGCUCACCCCAACAGAUCGAAGGGACUUGGACUUGUGACCGCCGCGAGAUCCGUGCCUACCCGGCCUUCUCGAGAAUGCCUUGGAAGGUUACCUGACACAUGCCUGCUCAUACC